AUGCAAGGUACUGGCUAUAAAUACGAAAACGAAACUCUGUAUCCACAAAGAGGUGGUGCACCGCUCCGAGACAGGCCACCCUCUACCUACGCCCUUUAUGCAAAGUUGACGUUUUUGCAUCGUAACGCACUUCGCAACGCCGAGAUCGCUGGGGAAAGAGUGGUGAAGCGGAGCACCAUUGUACAUCGUAAAUUCAAAGCUAGACCUAGUAUCGUAGUCGAAAAAACACCAAUGGAGCACAUAUGGCGGACAGAUAGUUACAUGGAGUUUGUCAAAAAAUACUUCCAAGGAACACAGGACGAUACCGGCCAAGAGACGGAGAAGAUGUAG
Molecule: messenger RNA, 330 nt
Organism: Cylicocyclus nassatus
Lineage: Eukaryota; Metazoa; Nematoda; Chromadorea; Rhabditida; Strongylidae
Source: the annotation of a GenBank genome assembly